Molecule: messenger RNA, 1671 nt
Organism: Emericellopsis atlantica
Lineage: Eukaryota; Fungi; Ascomycota; Sordariomycetes; Hypocreales; Bionectriaceae
Product: major facilitator superfamily domain-containing protein
Exons: 7
Coding region: 1-1671 (556 amino acids)
Biological process (GO): transmembrane transport
Cellular component (GO): membrane
Molecular function (GO): transmembrane transporter activity
Source: RefSeq, a predicted model, not a curated record
AUGACGGAACCACAGAACAAGGCCAGCCUCGAGGUCGCGCGAGACACUGCCUUUGUGGCUGACGAUGCUGGUCGGGACACACUAGCCAGCAUCGCCAACAAUGCCGCCACUCCAGCUCCAGAAACCUGUGAAGAGGAUGGAAAGCAGGAACCCGUCGUCAGCAGCGCGGCUGGCAAGAAGCCCCAUCGCUCUAUGUGGUUGGCUUGGCUGCAUCUCUUUGACUGGUAUCCCAAGCACUAUCCCAAAGAGGAGAGACGGUUGCUCUUCAAGCUCGACUGUGUCAUCAUGCCGGUCGUCUGCUUGGCUUACUUUAUCAAGUGGCUCGACCAGGUCAACAUCAACAAUGCCUACAACUCAGGCAUGAAGGAAGAGCUCGGGCUCGAGGGCAACCAGUACUCUCUCUUUGGCACAUUCUACAAUAUUGGGUACAUGCUUUUCGAGAUCCCCAGCAUGAUGAUCAUCUCCCGCCCCAAGCUGGCCCGCUUCUUCAUGCCCACCAUGGAGGUCUGCUGGUCCGUCCUGACCUUUGCCCAGUCCCGCAUCCGCAACGAGCGCGAUAUUUACGGCAUGCGCUUCCUGCUGGGCGUGCUCGAGACCCCCGUGUCCUCGGGCUCCAUGUACAUCCUGUCCUCGUGGUACCGCGGUGAUGAGCUCUUCAAGCGCGCUGGCGUCUGGUUUGUCUCCAGCAACCUCGGCUCCUUUAUGGGUGGCCACCUCCAGGCCGCUGCACACGCCGGCCUCGACGGUGCCUUGGGCUUGUCUGGAUGGCGGUGGCUGUUUAUCAUUGACGGCUGCAUCAGCCUUCCCAUCGCCUUUGCUAGCUUCCUCUUGUUCCCAGGCAUCCCAUCUGGCAACAAGCCCUGGUGGCUCACGACAGAGCAGCACGAGCUGGCGAAGAGGCGCAUGUACGAUGAGGGCGUCCGCCCGAGCCGCAAGAUUGGCAAGCGCAUGCUCAAGCGCGUCUUCACCCACUGGCACUUUUACGUGGCGGUCUUGACCUACAUUUUCUUCCAGUGCAGUUCCUAUGUCUCUGGUCAGAUGAUCCUCUGGCUCAAGGACCAGGCGGAUCGGUACGGCACCUGGAGCGUUGAGGAGAUCAACAUGAUCCCCACGGGAGUCCAGUGCAUCUCCAUUGUCUUUGGCAUCCUCGCCACGUCGCUGGUCAUGGUCUACCCUUUCUGGGCCGUCAUGAGCGUCGUGGCCGGCGUCCUGUUCUUUGCCAACGCCUGCUUGCUCGUCUGGGACAUUCCCACCGGCCUCAAGUUCACGGCAUAUUACAUGCUAGGUUUCAACUCGUGUGUCACGCCCAUACUCUUCCCAUGGGUCAACAUGGUCAUGAAGGACGACAAUGAGGCGAGAGCAUUCACCACCGGCGCCAUGAUGACCUUUGGCUGGGUAUUCUUUAGUUUCUGGCCUAUUACCGUAUUCCCAGUCCUGGAAGCACCCAGGUGGCGCAAGGGCUAUAUCAUCAACACAGUCUGGGUGUUUAUCUGGUGGUCGCUCUUCAUGGUCGGUCAGUUCUUCUGGCACCGCGACCUCAAGGCCAACAAGUACGACAUCAAGUUGGAAGAGCAGCUAGAGGCGAAAAAGGCGCCCUUGGAGACGGGGCCCGGCAGCUCAGAGCACAUCGAGGCGGGCGACGAAAAAUGUCCCCGUCUUGAGGUGCGUUGA